GUGGCAGAGUGGCGGCAAGAUGACUCGCGGCUGGCCGGGGAGAGAGAGAACGCUACAUGGCAGCUAUAAAACGCCCCGAGAAUCUCCCAUUUGUUCCGGUGCCAAAUCCAGUCCAUUUCCCUCUCUUUUUUCAAACCCCCUCAGCCCGUGCAAGGGAUGAAGUAGCAAGCGAAGAAGAAGCCCUAAGCCCUUCAGAUUUGAAACGUCGUUCUUGAUUCUUUCUCGUUGAGAUGCCGCGCGAGAUCAUAACGAUCCAGGUGGGGCAAUGCGGGAACCAGAUCGGGAUGGAAUUCUGGAAGCAGCUCUGCCCGGAGCACGGCAUCGGCAAGGAUGGCGUUCUCGAGGAUUUCGCCACCCAGGGUGGUGAUAGGAAGGAUGUCUUCUUCUAUCAAGCUGAUGACCAACAUUACAUACCGAGGGCUCUCCUAAUGGACCUCGAACCUAGAGGGAUCAAUGGCAUACAGAACAGCGAACAUAGGAACCUUUAUAAUCACGAGAACAUAUUUGUCUCAGAACACGGAGGCGGUGCUGGAAACAAUUGGGCCAAUGGAUAUCACCAGGGAGAGCAAGUUGUAGAUGAUAUCAUGGACAUGGUUGAUAGAGAAGCAGAUGGAAGUGAUAGCCUUGAGGGUUUUGUCCUUUGCCAUUCAAUUGCUGGUGGAACAGGAUCAGGUAUGGGUUCAUAUUUAUUGGAGACCCUGAAUGAGCAAUAUAGCAAAAAGCUAGUUCAAACAUACAGUGUAUUCCCCAAUCAAAUGGAAACAAGUGAUGUGGUCGUCCAGCCUUACAACUCGCUUUUAACCUUAAAGCGAUUGACACUGAAUGCUGAUUGUGUUGUUGUUCUUGACAAUACGGCACUAAAUAGGAUUGCUGUGGAACGCCUUCAUCUAACUAAUCCUACUUUUGCACAAACAAACUCAUUGGUUUCUACGGUUAUGUCUGCAAGCACAACCACUCUGCGCUAUCCACGAUACAUGAAUAAUGACUUGGUUGGUCUACUUGCUUCUUUAAUUCCGACACCAAGAUGUCAUUUUCUCAUGACAGGCUAUACACCACUUAUGGUGGAGCGCCAGGUCAACAUGAUACGUAAGACUACUGUGCUAGAUGUUAUGAGAAGACUUCUGCAGACAAAGAAUAUCAUGGUCUCUUCCUAUGCUCGUACAAAGGAAGCUAGUCAAGCAAAAUAUAUUUCUAUAUUAAACAUAAUUCAAGGAGAUGUGGACCCUACACAGGUACAUGAAAGCUUACAGAGGAUACGUGAAAGGAAGCUUGUCAACUUCAUUGAAUGGGGGCCUGCUAGCAUUCAGGUCGCAUUGUCCAGAAAAUCACCUUAUGUACAAACUACUCAUAGAGUAAGACUACUCUUUGUUCCCACCUUAUCCUUUUUCAACAUGAUCAUAUCUUGUUUGACUCUCUCUCUCUCUCUCUCUCUCUCUCUCUCUCUCUCUCUCUCACGCGCACACACAUGCACAGGGAAAGAAAGAAAAAGGAAACACAGAGCACACCAUUGUCUUUCAUAAAACCUUAAUGUAUUAUCACUAGUUUUAUUUGAAUUACCUGCUCCUUUGGGUUAGUGGAUUGAUGCUAGCAAACCAUACUAGUAUUCGGCACCUCUUUAGCAAGUGCCUAGGCCAGUAUGAGAAGCUGAGGAAAAAGCAAGCCUUCCUUGACAACUAUCGAAAAUUCCCAAUGUUUGCAGUAAGUUGACAAAUAUCAUGAGUUGUUCCUAGAUGCUUUUAUAUAAUAUGUAACUUUUCAUUUUUAGCUGACUUUAUUUCUAGAUCUUGUGAUAAAUGUUUAGGCAAUUAUUGGGCUAGUUCAAAGCUCUGAGCCUGGUUGUGUACGUAUCCUGAUUGGAGUUUAUCUACUUAUCUGGCCUUUUUUGAUAAGGUGUGAUCCAAAUCUAAUAAUUGUCUCUGACCUGGUCUGUGGUCCAUGAUGUCUGACUUCCUGGACAAUUGGCGGUUUAGUAAUUUAGUUGUCACAACUUCCAUGGUAGGGCUUUCCUCCUCCUUGGGGGCAUGAGCUCUCUUUCUCUCUCUACCUCUCUCUAAAAAGUAUAAUGUACUUCAGUAAAACCAGUUCUGUAAAAUGGCAAGAAGCAGCAACAGUCACGUAAAUGGAAGAAAACCAUCUGGAUGAAAUGAAUUUAGGUCACUAGUUUCUAGAUAUUCAUAAAAUUUGGAUGAUCUGGUAAAGACAUCACGACUGAUGGCAGUAGCAUGAUGAUACUUGCAAGUAAGCUUCUUUCCAUUUGGAUGGCCUCAGGAGUUUGUUCCAUGUGCUUUGUAUACUAAUGUAUUCUCAAGAACAGAUGUAUGGAACACACAAUAAAACAUGGUUAUUCUUGCACUUCUCAAAGCGAUCCUUUUUUAUGUCAUGCUUGCUGGAUAGUCAACUUAAGCUAUACCCCACAUUUCUUGAACUAGAAGUAUGUAAUUAAAGUUAGAUGCAAUUUCAAUGGAUUAUCCUAGCUGUUGAUUUCUGUUAUUGUAACAUUUGUUUUCAGUUACGUAGUCAUGUUGCACUGCUAACUGAUACCAUGGUAGUCCCUCUCUGUAGGCAUACCUGCACAUGUAUGUCUGUCUGCAUUGCACACGUAUACAUGGAAAAUAUGCUUAUCUAUAACAAGCUCCGUCCAUGCCUUUCAUUCUGAUGUCUUCAAGUUUGAGCUGUCCAAAGCAGAACACUGAUCUUCUAAAUUUGACUAGUACAUGUAUGCAUUUGCAUGCAUAAACAAUGUGUUGACUUUUGAUAAAUUCACUAUAUUUGAAUCAGUUUGAUUUCUGUGAGUUUUGUUCUAUCCUGAACAGGAUAAUGACCUUUCUGAAUUCGAUGAAUCUCGAGAAAUAAUAGAAAGCUUGGUUGAUGAAUAUAAGGCAUGCGAAUCACCAGAUUAUAUCAAAUGGGGAAUGGAGGUACAUUACUAUGGAAGCUAAGCCUUUUGUAAAGCAAUUUGCCAUCAGAUAUUUACUGAUAAUGCAUUUCAAACGGGUUCAAGGGAAUGCCAGUGUUGAAGCAGCACAAGAUUCAAAAUUAGUAGUGUGAAAAAACUCAAAGUGAGUCUGGCCUAACUUAAUCUUUGAAAUUCACCAGCACAUUGUUUUGGAAUAAGUAGAGAUCAGUUUCAUCAAACUUUUGUUGCUACCUUGAUAGGCACAAGAAGAUCACGUUGAGUAGUAGAUAAUCUAUUCUCUUCUUACUUUUCUUUUUUGUUCUCAAGUACAUGAAUAUCAGUAUAUGCUGAUAUCCACUUCAACUGUUUACAAAAUGAAGGUGGCAACCCCAUCAUAUUCUCAAAAAAAAAAGGUUAGUUGUUGAACUUAGGAUAGUUUUGCUAAUUUUUGGUCAAGCAUGAUGAUGUUGGACAUUCUCAUUUUGGAAGUGAGGGGAAUUGCAAUUCAUCUAAGGAAAACUGUUAGAAAAGUGACCUGUUUUUAGGUGAAAAUGCUACAGUUUGUAUGACAAAAAUAGUGAAACAUCACGUCUGUAUGGUCAUUGUUUUCAUCAAGGAAGGCUCUAUCUUCUGCCCUCCUUUACAUCAUUUCUUUAUAGUUGGUACCUGAUCUUCUAGCUCUUGUCCCUCUAAGACCUUAGUUUGAACCACAAGGUGACUCAGUUGCAUUGAAUCAGUGUCUAAAGUACCCUCUUUAAAUGCCAACUUGAAACAUUUCCCAGCAGCAGAGUUCUUGGAUCUUUGAGCACAUUCAAGCAAGUCAUGAUUGCUGUGUGGGCAGGUUUAGAUUAAAGUCUUACUGUGAUUAUAACAGUUGAACUAACAAGUGAUUCUGAAACUAAGAAAGAGAGAGAAGAUAAUCAAAUAGGUCUAUUUGCAAACCAAAUAGAAGAAUAUUGCAGAUAUAGCUAUGAUGGAACAAGUGGGCUAACGCAUCACACUAUCCACCCGUCUGUACUCAUAAGUUAUAGUGUUAUUGCCAAUUCUGGUUUUCAAACAUGUUGAAAGGUUUUGUUUAGUUAUUGAUCCGUAGUAAGGGUGUAAGCGAGCCAAGCUAUAGGCGUAGCUGGAGCUCAACUUAUUUAAUUUUGAGCCAUAACUGAGUUGGUCAUGAAUAGCUUAUUUCAAGAGAUUUGA
This is a messenger RNA of Elaeis guineensis (African oil palm), 4093 nucleotides long. The record is from RefSeq and is a predicted model, not a curated record. NCBI's taxonomy places the organism in Eukaryota, Viridiplantae, Streptophyta, Magnoliopsida, Arecales, Arecaceae.